UACUUGGGUAAGAAGUUUCUUCUAAUUAGCCAGUCUGCGCUGGGUCGCCUCACUUGAGCUCUCUGCAGACCCGCAUCCUCUUCUCAGGAGCCGCGCGGGUCCCUUUGCGCUGGAACUGCGCCCGAAUUUACGCAAAACUUCUGACGGAAACAUAGAAAUUAAAUGCGCAGUUCUGUUUAAAUUUGCCGCUUUUGAAUCUUAGUCCGGUGUCUGAGAGGAUUUUUCUCCGUGUUUUUGUUUGUUGGUGAAGCGGUCAGGUGGAAACAGGUGGAGCGUCGCGCCGGAGUCAGAGUCGGCCCAGCGGCGCAAAGUCAGAGAGGAAAACAAAGUCGAGAGAAGGUAUGAGAAACGUUUAAAAUAACAACAAAGUUAAAAACAACAAAACAGCCAAACAGACGGAGUGGGGGGGCGGGAAAAACAAGAGAGAGAGAGACACCCCCCAGGACUGAGGAGCGACUUCCCCCCCGGAGAGAGAGAGUGAGGGAGCGUUUUAAAGCCGGCAGGAGGCAUGAUGUCCUACAUUAAACAGCCCCAUUACGCCGUCAACGGGUUAACGCUGUCCGGCCCCGGCAUGGAUCUGCUCCACACCGCCGCCGUCGGGUACCCAAGUUGUUUUUCAGGCACUCCACGCAAACAGCGCCGUGAACGCACCACUUUCACGCGUGCGCAGCUGGACAUCCUGGAGGCUCUGUUCGCCAAAACCCGCUACCCGGACAUCUUCAUGAGGGAGGAGGUGGCCCUAAAGAUCAACCUCCCGGAGUCCAGAGUUCAGGUUUGGUUCAAGAACCGGCGGGCCAAGUGCCGCCAGCAGCAGCAGCAGAGCACAGGCCAGUCCAAACCCAGGCCUCCCAAAAAGAAGGCAUCGCCAGCACGUGAGACCAACGCCGAGGCCGCCGCCAACGCCACCAAUGGACCAUACAGCCCCCCGCCCCCACCUCCUGGCACUGCCAUCACCCCCAGCUCCAGCUCUGCCAGUGCUACUGUGUCCAUCUGGAGCCCUGCCUCCAUCUCCCCGUUACCAGACCCCCUGUCUGCCUCCACCACCCCCUGCAUGCAGCGCACCACCACUUACCCCAUGACCUACACCCAGGCCCCGGCCUACAGCCAGAGCUACGCCGGCUCCUCCUCCUACUUCACCGGCCUGGACUGCAGCUCCUACCUGUCUCCGAUGCACCCGCAGCUGUCCGGGACCGGAGGGGCCCUGAGCCCCAUCACGGCCUCGUCCAUGGGGGGCCCACUCAGCCAGUCCCCGGCUUCCCUGUCUUCCCAGGGCUACACGGCCGCCUCCCUGGGUUUUGGAGCUGUAGAUUGUCUGGACUACAAAGAUCAAGCUGCCUGGAAGCUGAAUUUCAAUGCAGCUGACUGUCUGGACUACAAAGACCAGAACUCCUGGAAGUUCCAGGUCUUGUAGACAACAGGAGCGGGAUGUGGGGAGGGAAAAUCAACAACCCCAGAGUAAUUGUGAUGUAGAAGAAUGUGGGAAGGUAAACAUUUCUGUGAGUUGAAAACCAUAAUCAGCUGAAAUAAAUUCCUUGUUGUUGUUUGGAACGUGUGGAAUGAUUUGAUGAUUCUUUACAGUGAGUGAGAACGUGGUUCUGUGUAGGCCUGUUGGUGGAGGAACUCCUCCAUCAGCUCUGAAGGAAAGCUGGACCUCAGAACACAAUCACAUUUGUGUGAAUUCUGGCCUUUUCCGAACUGGACAAGCUGAAUGGCCACCGUCGACCAGCUGAGAGACGGAGCUCCGCCCCCUCCUCCAUCUUUUCUGUGGACCUUUGAGUGGUUGGACCUCCUGCAGUUGGCAUGCAGCCGCUGCAGCAUGAACCUGUUGCCUUGGUCGCAAUCAUCAGCACAACAGCUCAAACACCGGACGUCUAAUAGGAUCAUCUCCACACCAUACGGCCCACAAUGGUCACAUUGUGGCUGGCUGGGCCAGACCCCUCCCCUAUUCACCUGACCACAGCUGGGUGGUUUUUGAUGCAGUUCCUGCAGUCCAGCACCUCCAUACGGCACCCCCACCCCGGUGCCUCUCUGGACUCCAACCCCGUAGAGACGUGACGCCGCUCUUUGUGUUCCAUGUUAGCUUAUGUCCAUUUUUGUAUUAGACUCCCAAGAUGUCGAGUUUUUUUGACAAGUUGUGACUUUGUUUCUGUACAAAUGGUGGUCAUGUGUUGUUGCUGACACAGGCGUUGAUGGUAGACAUUUAUAAAUAUUGUUUUUGUAAAUAUUAAAACUUGAAACUCCAAUAACAUCAUCAUUGUGUUGUCACGCGCCUCUUCUUCUGUCUACAGAUCUCUGCCAAAUUUCUUCUUUUCAAACUCAGGGCUUCAUCCAUUAAAAGCAGUGGGGAUUUAUUGAUGUGUCAUCGUUUUCAUGAUCCUCUGCUUUCGUUCUGACAGGUGUCAUGUUGUACAUAGUUAGUGAUGGCACCACCAUCAUACUAGCUGCAAUGUUUCUGAGACAUUAAACGACUUAAUACAAACUGCG
Oryzias melastigma (Indian medaka) is the source of this 2484-nucleotide messenger RNA. RefSeq names its product homeobox protein otx5. The record is from RefSeq and is a predicted model, not a curated record. Gene Ontology annotation, molecular function: RNA polymerase II cis-regulatory region sequence-specific DNA binding; DNA-binding transcription factor activity, RNA polymerase II-specific. The coding region runs from base 509 to 1411 and encodes 300 amino acids. Gene Ontology annotation, biological process: multicellular organism development; regulation of transcription by RNA polymerase II. Gene Ontology annotation, cellular component: nucleus. The transcript has 3 exons. Lineage: Eukaryota; Metazoa; Chordata; Actinopteri; Beloniformes; Adrianichthyidae.